Molecule: messenger RNA, 3011 nt
Organism: Contarinia nasturtii (swede midge)
Lineage: Eukaryota; Metazoa; Arthropoda; Insecta; Diptera; Cecidomyiidae
Product: angiotensin-converting enzyme-like
Exons: 6
Coding region: 866-2986 (706 amino acids)
Biological process (GO): proteolysis
Cellular component (GO): plasma membrane
Molecular function (GO): metallopeptidase activity; peptidyl-dipeptidase activity
Source: RefSeq, a predicted model, not a curated record
GAAUUCAGAGUGAAUCUUUUUAGCGCAACCGACAUCACACCAAAAAAAAAACACACGUACAUUUUUCACUCACAUCGUUUGCGUCGCAUUUUAAACAAUACCAAACAAAUCAAUGACCAAACGAUUUUUAAUUUUACUUCAUCUAUUUUACGCAAUAAAUUUUCUCAUAUGAGAAAAAAGCAACGAAACAAAUAAAAUAACUAUUUAACAAAAACAGCAAAUAAUAAAUUGAGCAUAUGCAUCAAAUUCGAUCGUUAAAAAAAGAAACACUUCGUUCAUCAGAGUGCGGCAAAAAAAAACAACCACGAAAUUUAUCUACUCAAACCGAAAAAUCAACGCAAUAUAAUCUAAUUAACAACACUCACAAUAUUUUGUGAACUAGACAAAGAUUGACAUCGUGUACAUAUUGAAAUUCGCAAUAGAAAGUUCAGACACCCAAAACAUAUACGCACAACGCAACCAUUCAGCAUCGAACAAAUUAAAUUUUGGACGGUUUUUCAUCGCUUUAAGUCAAGUUUCUUUUGUAUUCAACAUUGUUGAACUUUCGAUGCGGUUGUGCGUGGCCCGUGCGCACGCGCUCAUGUGAAAAGAAAGUGAAAAUUUGCCCCUUUCAAAUGAAAUAUACUAGCACCAAAGAUUAGUUCUGCGCCGAAUUUUGGUUUGGCAGGCCAACACAAGCUACAAAAUACGGAUUUUGAAAUAUGUGAUUCCACCAGUGUGGAGAAAUAACCCACAAAAUAACCAAAACUAUUCGCUCCCAAAAUAUCAUAGAUAUCCAUUAUUGUAAAUAGAACCCAGUGAUUUUCAAACAAAUUAGUACAAAGAUUUAUUUUUCUCAAUCUCUAAAAAAAAAAGAAAAGAAAACAUGAACAGUGUCAUAUUUAUAAGUAUUAUUGUAAUAGUUCUUGUUAAUUGUGCACAAACCCAAGAUGGUUUACCCUAUGGAUUUGAUUCGAAUGACAAGUAUCAGAUACAAUCACAGUACAAUCCAACGCAAAGUGCGACUGAGAAUAUCGAUGAUGUGGUAAAUUUUCUGAAGGAAUUUAACCAUGAAGCAGCUGAAAUGUGCAACCGAGUGGUGAACAGUGAAUGGAAAUAUGCGACAAAUGCUAGCGAAUAUAAUAGACGACGUGUGAAAGAGCAACAAUCGGUUGCAACAAAAUUCGAAUGCUUGAGCUGGAGACGUGCAAUUUCAUUUUUAAACUAUCCGAUCACAAAUACGAAUGACAAACGACAAUUGCAACGCAUCAUAAAACAGGGAAAAUGUGGUCUUACCGAUGACAAAUAUGCCGAAAUUAACAAUUUAAUUCAACAAAUGACGGACAAUUAUAAACAUGCCCGAAUUUGCCCGUACCGUGGCACCCAAAGUGAAUUUGUUAAUCAAAAUACACAAAUGGACGAAAAUAUUGGUGUAAUACCAAUUAAACAUGCAAAUGAAUCGAUUCAAUCAACACAAUUUGAAAACUAUGUAACACACACGUAUACUGGCUACUGUGAUCUCAGCAUUGAUACUGAUAUUCCGCAUGUUAUGGAACAUAGCCGAAAUGAAGCUGAAUUGAAGUACAUUUGGUCGGCGUGGCAUGAAAAAACUGGACCACCGAAUCGCAACAAUUUUAUGCGUUACAUUGAUUUGGCUAAUCAAGCGGCCAUUGCACAUGGAUUUUCUGAUGCCGGCGAACAAAUGCGCGCACUUUAUGAAGAUCCCGAACUUUAUUUCAGCGUACAAGAUCUAUGGACAGAAAUUGCACCAUUGUAUCGGCAAUUGUUCACAUUCGUGCGAAAGGGACUGAUUCGACAAUAUGGAAAUAAAAUAUUACGGCCUGAUGGACCAAUACCCGCUCAUUUGCUUGGAAAUAUGUGGCAACAAAACUGGAAAAAUAUCAUGGACAUUGCGAAACAUCGAUAUUCAGAAACGCCCGACGUAUCCGCCGAAAUGGUGCGACAAGGCUAUACACCAACACAUAUUUUUCGCAAAGCCGAUGAGUUCUUUUCUUCUCUUGGAAUGACACCAAUGUCACCCGAAUUUUGGCGCAAUUCAAUUUUACAGGGUAAUGAAUCGGGCAAGUGUAUGGCUUCAGCUUGGGAUUUUUGUAACAAUUUCGAUUUUCGUGUUACACAAUGCACACAAAUUACACUGGAUGAUUUUCUAAAUGCACAUUACCAAAUUUCACACGUACAAUACUACAUGAUGUACGCAAAUCAACCGUUUGUAUAUCGUGAUGGUCCAAAUCCAUCAUUCCAUGAAGCAAUUGCUCAUGCAAUUGGCUUAUGUGUCGGUGGGCCAGUGCAUUUGCAACGCAUUAAAUUGCUUUCAACGCCAAUUCAAACGGCAAAUGGAAAUUCAGUUAUAAAUAUCGAGUACUUGCUGGGUUUGGCACUGGAAAAGCUACCAUUUUUGGCAUUCAGCUUAGCUGUGGAAAAGUGGCGAUGGCUUGUCUUCGAAAAAGGACCAGUGGCCAUGAAUUCAAGAUGGUGGGAGCAUCGGUUACGAUAUCAGGGCAUUGUUCCACCAAAUCCACGUCAUACUGACGAUUUCGAUGCUGGCUCUAAAUAUCAUAUCAUCGCCGAUCAGGAUUAUAUCAAAUACUUUUUGGGAACAAUCUUACAAUUUCAAAUUUAUGCCGAACUAUGCGAGACAAUAAAUCAUUCGGGACCGUUGCAUACAUGCGAUUUCUAUCGAUCCAGAGAAGCUGGACGUAUUUUAAGCGAUGUAAUGCAGCACGGGGCGUCUUUGUCACCAACACAGUUGUUGAAGAUAUUGACGAGGGGAAAAUCGAAUCGAAUUUCAGCCGAACCAUUAGUUCAAUUUUUUAAUCCACUGAAAGCGUGGCUUGAACAACAAAACCGUAAUGAUUACAUUGGCUGGAAUACCAAUAUCGAAGAUGUUGCUCUAUUUAAAUCAGUAAACGGUCACGCCAAUCGCAAUCUCAAAUCAUUCACAUUGUUGGGGAUUCUGACGAUAACUAUCUCAUUGUAUUUGUUCUAAAUUAUUCAAAAAUAAAGAUACAUUU